Messenger RNA from Gallus gallus (chicken), 3333 nucleotides. RefSeq lists its product as uncharacterized. The record is from RefSeq and is a predicted model, not a curated record. The transcript is spliced from 8 exons. The coding region runs from base 1372 to 3333 and encodes 653 amino acids. NCBI's taxonomy places the organism in Eukaryota, Metazoa, Chordata, Aves, Galliformes, Phasianidae. Gene Ontology annotation, cellular component: nucleus.
CACUGCUGGCUCAUGUCCAGCUUCUCGGCUACCAGGACCCUCAAGUCCUUCUCCACAGGGCUGCUCUCAAGGGGUUCUUUGCCCAGUCCGUAUAAACACCUGGGAUUACCCUGGCCCAAGAGCAACACCCUGCACUUGUCCUUGUUGAACCUCAGUAGAUUCACACGGGCCCACUUCUCCAGCCUGUCCAGGUCCCUCUGGAUGGCUUCCCUUCCCUCCAACGUAUCGACUGCACCGCUCAGCUUGCUGUCACCCACAAAUUUGCUGAGGGUGCACUCGAUGCCAUCGAGUUUAUUUAUUAUGCGCCGUUUAUUUAAAAAAAAAUGUAUUAAAGAGUGAAUUACUAUAGUAACUGUAUUUUUAUUUAAGAGACUGUUGGCUAUCUUGCUCCACUGUGCAGAUACAGAAGCAGUGCCAAACAGUGAUACAGCUGUUGCAGUAAAAUGAAAGGUCACUCUGCAGGUGAUCUCCAGACAUACCUUCAAAACUGAGCCACUCUGUAUAUCCGAUGAAUAUAUUCUUAGUUUAUAAUAAUGCCUUUCUUGUGGCAAUAUUAAUGCUUGGUAGGAAACUAACCACAUACACCGUCAAACCUUACACAGCCAAACUCUUUCAGUCAGUUUCCUAUCACUCAUCUCUGUAUCAAUGCUGUAUCCUUCUGUUUGUUAUUUUCAUUUGUUUACUAGCAGACAAAAUGUGUUUGAUUGUUAUGAAUUACUGAAUUUAAAAUGAGAUGAAAAGAGUGUCCAAUGUGAAUAAAAUAGAAAAAAUAGCAUAGCUCCAUAAAUAUCGAAGAUCUAAAAAUAGAAAUAAAAAAUUUUAUCUCGGUAAGAAAUCAAUAAAAAGAAAAUAAAAAAAAAAUAUGAUAGCACCAGACGAUGUAAAGCAAUUCAAGGAAAUUCUAAGAUCGUUACAUCACAGAGUAAUAGAAUAUUGUUGCCGGCAGGUCGAAGGAGGCAAACCUUCCUGCCCGCUCCAUGGCCAGCAGCAGGCACCUCACUGCACUGCCUGCAACAGCCGCCAUCUUGCUUGGGUGCCGAGGGCCCACGCCCUCACCCCUCUGUGUGGUAGUGACUACCUCACAGAGCGUGUCGCAAAGCGGCCAUUGUGACAUAAGCAGCCAGGAGCAGGUUAGGCCAGGCCAAGCUCAGACCGUGGGUCAGUGCGACCUGGUGAGGUGAGGAGAGAGGGCAGGGAGCCAGGGGCUGCCUGGGGCUGCUCAGUGAGGAGGGGUCCCCACGCCCUGGGGGCCUGAGCUGCUAACUCAACUCUCGUCCUGCUUCUCCCUCAGAGUCGGCAGAGGAGAGCGUGCAGGAGAAAGCCCAGCGCUGACUGGGCAGGGACUCCAAGCGCUCAGCGUCGACGUGUACCAUGUCCAAAAGGAAGGAGAAGACCUCCCACUCGGAGGAGCAAGUAUGCAUGCUGUGUCGCCGAGCAGACGUUCACCCGGACAUCUGCGGGCCCACCCUCAGCGAGAGCGGGCUUUGCGUCCACAAGUUUUGCUUGUUUUUUGCCAACGGCCUGUAUGAACACACUGCCCUCCAGAGGGCAGUUCUCAAGUUCCCCCUUGAUGCCAUCAGAUGCACAAUCGAGGAGGCAGAGCAGAAGCACUGCUUCGUUUGUGGAGAGAAGGGGGCCUCCAUCUGCUGCGCAGAGACAGGCUGUGAGCGUAGCUUUCAUCUGCCCUGUGCCACGGAUGGCGAAUGCGUCACGCACUUCUUUGGGAGGCACAGGUCCUUCUGCUGUGAGCACCGCCCUCAGCAGAUAGUGGAGGCAGAUCCAGAGCCUGACACAGCCUGCAUCAUCUGCCUGGAGCCCGUGGGGGACAAAAAGUCCUACCACACCAUGGUGUGCCCAGUGUGCAUACAGGCCUGGUUCCACCGGAGCUGCAUCCAGGGACAGGCCAUGAGCGCUGGCAUUCUGCGCUUCCAAUGUCCCGUCUGCAGAGACAGGAUGCAGUUCCGGACGCAAAUGCACAUCCUCGGGAUCCAAAUCCCAGCCAGAAGACCAACAUGGGAGGACAAGGAGUCCUAUGAAAAGCUGUAUGAGAUGCACGGGCUCUGUGAUGUCAGCGAGUGCCUGUACACAGAAGGCAGGGAGCAAGCAGAGGAAGAGGGGCCCUGGGAGCUGCUCGUUUGCACCUCUUGUGCUGUGCAAGGCACCCACCGGCACUGCUCCUCCUUGAGCGAGAGCAUAACAAGCUGGGAGUGUGACAUCUGUGCUGGCGUGGGCACAGGUAAGAGGCAAACAGCCGUGUACUGCUGGCUUGGGGCCAGGCAAGGCCUGGCAGCGGGUCCUCAGAGCGGCUUUGCCAGAGUUCCUCUGCCCCUGGACGGAUGGGAACCUCGCCCACCAUGGGGCUGCCGGGUCAUCCGGCUGACCUUCCUGCCUCUCCUUACAGCCUCCAGUGACGAGCCGCAGCUUGCUGGUCCCAGCACUGCCAGCCAGGAGGCAGAGGGGCCAUCUCCUAGCUCCCCAGAACCUGGCAACCACAGAUCCGACUCCACCAGCAAGGCAGCAUCGGAGUCACCCUGUGGUUCUCAGCUGCCUAAGCGCAGCAGCCUGUCCAGCCAGCCCAGGACAGGACAGAGCAAGAGCCGCGGACAUACAUCUAAGCAGCACCAAGGACACCAAGGGAGCAGCCCUACACCAGCUCCAGGUGCUGAGAGCAGCCCCCGCGGAUCCACCAGCAAGCGGGAAGUGGGGUCCUCCAGAAAUUGCCCAGCGGCUGAACGCAGAAGGCAAUCUGGGCAGCAGGGCACAGGCCGGACAAGAAGCCGCUCUCCGCUGAAGGAUCGUGCCUCCAAUUCCCCGAGCCAGCUCAGAAGAAAUCCUGGCAGCAGACGUAGUGCAGCCUCAGCUACUGUGAGCGGCAGACGUACUGCGGCCUCAGCUACUGCCAGCGGCAGACGUACUCCAGCCCCAGGUGCUGAGAGCAGCACGCACACCUCUGGCAGCCGGAGGGCAUCCAGGAAUUCCCCAGGGGCUGGAAGCAUAAGAUGCCACAAAGAGCAAGGCACAAGCCGGAGACAGAGCCAAUCCUCCCUCCAAGGUCCGGCAUCAAAUUCCUCGAGCCAGCCCCGAGGACGCCGUGGCAGCAGGCUUAGUGCUGAGAGCGGCUCCCAGAGCUCUGGCAGACAGGUGACAUCCAGGUCCUCCAGGGAUUCCGCGCUGCCUGAACACAGAAGGCAUUCCCAGAACCAGGAACGAAGCCGUUCCCCGCGGGAUCGUCGGGCUUCCAAUUCCCCAAGACAGUCUGGAGGAAGCCAGAGCCGCAGUCCCAGGCAGCGGCGGCCAUCUCAGGCACGACGCCACUCCCAGAACCAGCCCUGA